AAGUUACCGAGUAACGCCAAAGGAGUUCCAAGAUGGCGAAAACGCAACAAAAAUAGUGUUAGUAUUGCUUUGUCGACGAGAACAUUGUUUGUUAUUUUCCACGACAGAUACUCUUCAGGUACAGCUGAGAUGGAGGAUGAAGAGACAGCGUUGGUAAGGCGGCGUAGUUACGUGAAACUACAAUACAGGCUUUAGAUAAAAGGGACCCGAGAGCUCACCUAAAUUUACCCAAAUUGACGAGCAAAUCUUGCAGUCACGUUGCAACUUAGCCUGUCUGCAGAAUUACACAGACAUAUGAUUUAAACUGCUUCAGCUAACGAUAAUGAUGUUUACCAAGUUAUCAAGUAUAAGCUAUACUUACGUUAAAUGCUAUUAAACACAGCGUACUGAGAGCGUUUGCUUACCAGUCUUUACCUCCUACAAACUCAGACUCUCUCCUGUUUUUCCCCACAGACUUUAAUAAGGUACUUUUGCUAUGAAAAGUAUUUUAAUCACGCUGUAAACGCUGCAGCAACUGGCCAGAGGAAAUUCGGCAAUGAUCCCGUUUACAGUUUUUUCCAUGCAUAUGGUACCCUUAUGCAAGGUAGGUUAAAAAACAACAAGGUAGGUGUACUUUUCCAUCUAUCAUACAUUAGUUUGACAAUGUUUAUUGUUUGCCUGCAGAUGAAAUUCAGGAAGCCUCACUAGAGUUGGACACAAUAAGAGACAGUCGAGAUGUGUCUCUCUGCACAUUAAUGGCCCUUGUUUUUGCUGAAAAAAAGAAGACUAACCCAGGUAAGCCUGUGUUUACAUACUUAACUUAAUCAUUAAUAUAUGUGCACAUGCUUUUAGAUUACUAGAAACACGUACAGAUAUCUUAAUUAUGAAUCUUUGGAUUUUCAGACAGAGAAGUCAUCCAGGAGCUUGAUGCUAAGGUUAAAGAAGAUCGUAAAAGUGCUUCUCCUAAGAGUCUGUAUCAUGCUGGGAUGUUUCUCUGGCUUUUGGGGCGAAAUGACAAGGCAAGAGAGUACACAGAGAGAAUGAUCAAACUCUCCAAGGGCUCAAGAGAGGUAAGAUUUGUCUUUCUGAUCUGCUUACAUAUUUGAGAAAUGUAUAAAAAUUAUUCCCAUAAUGGUAUGUGACAUCUUUGAGUGUUAAAUGAUACAAAGCUCUGUCUUGCCUCUCAUCUAUAUGCGCUUCUGUCACUAAUGGAGUGUAAUUCGUCGUUCAGGGGACAAUUCUAAAGGCUUGGAUAGAUGUGACAUCUGGUAAAGACGCAUAUGCCAGAAAGGCUGGAAAAUACUUUGAUGAGGCACUGAAAGAGAAAGCAGAUGUUUUUGCUCUCAUGGGGAAGGUGAGAUGUAACAUACAAAUAUUUAUUGAUAAGUCCCCAUUUACCAAAGCUUUAAGUAUCGCAAUACUGCGUUCUAAUUUUAUGAUUUCUAUAAUGUCUUUUUAACUUUUGGAAUAUUGUUUAAUCUGCUUCAGGCACAAUAUUACGAAUAUCGUCAGAACUACUCUGGAGCAUUAGAGAUGGUUAACCAGGUCAUUGUAGGUUUCCCUGGAUUCUUGCCUGCCCUCAACAAGAAGAUGAAGCUGUUGCUCAGCCUCCAGGACUGGGAGCAAACUAUAGAUGCAGCACACAGGUAACUGAUUACAUGAUAAGGCAGUUUUCCCAAGUAAUACACUGGUCAAAAAAUAUAUAUUUCAAAUCACUGCAAAGGAUAAAAGAAAAAAAAAACACAGUCAGCCUCUAAACUGCACAGUAUUCAACUGCAAAAAAAACACAAGAAAGUUGUCUGAGAACCUUCGCAUACUGAUUAAGCCAUCGUUUGUGCUCGCCCCCCUGGCUUUUGGCCAGUGUUAGACAGCAUAAAAGGCCUUUGAGCCAAAGUGCAGAAGUCCAACUCAUUCCUCAAGAUGUGCUGCCUUUGAGAUUGGUGAACAGCAGAAAGUAUCAUCGCUCAAGUUGCACUAAGUUUCAAACUGCCCUGACAAUAUGGAAGGGGUGCAAGCAGCAUUAAAUAUACUUUAGAUACUUUGGCAGUCAUCACAUUCUCUCAAUUUUUUUAUAUUAUUUGUCUGGGAAUUCAGCACAGCAUGCAGUAUCAGAUAUUCUAUUACUGUCAAUCUAAAAAGUCAAAGCUUAUUAAGCCAAGCAGAUAGGCUUCAUUCAGUGCCUUCAUUACCUUGUGUCAUAUUUCAGGCUUUUACAGAAGGACAAAAACAAUCUGGAGGCCCUGCAGAUGCUGGCUCUGCAUUCUUUAUGUCGGGACGGCAAUGUUGAUGAGGUAUAUCUCACAUUUUCACGCUUGGAGUAAAAAAAAUAGCUAGCGAUUAUUGGUAUUUAUGAUGACAAUGUGGUAAAGUGCUGAUCCAUUUACUGACACUGUUUUUAUGUCCCCCUUGACAGGCAGUAAAGCAGCUUUCAAACCUUAUCAGCAGCUUGGAAAUUGUUGAGCCACACAACCCAGAGCUGUUCUACAGGAUGUCCCUGGCCUUCACCCGUGUAGUAAGACAACUUGCAUUACUCCAUUUAGUCUUCUUUAGACCCCAGGUGUCUCCUGUUACCUCAGAGUUUCAGCAUGUUCUUGUUUUGUUUUAGUGUGGACGAAAUGAGAAAGUGAUUGAGCAGACGUAUAGAAUGGUGGAAAGAGCCUUCUCUGUGGCAUCAGGAGACUCAGAUUUAGCAACAGAGCUGGGCUACCAGUCGGUGCUGCACGGUAGAAUCAAGGACGCUAUGAAGUGGUACAAGAUGGCCAUGACUCUUGAUGAAACAAGUGUUUCUGCAAUGACUGGUAAACUGCUGCAACUCAUAAUCUGUUUUCCAUUUGCAUAUUUUUUUUGGUGUCUGAAGAAUUUUUUUUCGGUGACUCAGGUAUAAUCCGUUGCCAGCUGUUAGAGGGCCAUUUGGACGAUGCAGAAGAACGGCUGGAAUGUCUGACAGAGAUUCAACAAUCUAUUGGAAAAUCAGGGGUACCAGAAGUUCUCCUCCCUACCUCACAUUCUCUACCUUAUUUUUCUUAUACAUAUACUGUAUAUUUUUUGUCUAUGUGCUUGUCAUCGUAUGAGUUGGUUGGUUUAUUUUCAUUUCGGCUCUUUUAGGAGCUUCUGUACUUGCGGGCUGUUCUGGCAGUGAAAAAACGCCGGCCCCAGGAAGAGGUAACAAACCUGUUGAAUGAUGCUGUGGACACCCACCUCUCCACACUGCAGGGCCUGCCUCUGGGAGUCGAAUACUUUGAGAAGCUUAAUCCUGACUUCUUGUUGGAGAUUGUAAAAGAGUAUCUUGCACUGUGUCCUGCCAAGGUACUUGGGGCCAUCACUGGUCCUUAAACAUUUAAAGAGCCUUUAAGGGUCAGUUAUGUUUCCACUGAUAAUGUUAAUUUUACCACUCUGAUCUUAGCCUCCAGCACAGGGUCUCCCUCCUGCUCCUCAGCUCCAGCGCUGUGCUACUUUGUUGGACACUGUGGUCAAGAUUGUGCCAGGUCUCCCUCAGGGAGUCUUUCUAUUGGCCAAAGUCAGAUAUCAGUCUGGUAAGCUCCGCACUUCAAAAUUUGAUUGGUUUAUUUUCUACAACUGCUAUCUUGACUUGUUUUAUUCACUCAGGUGAAACUGAUGCUGCUCAGAGCGGCCUACAACACUGUCUGGAACAGUGUCCUUCUCACGCAGAUGCUCAUCUGCUGAUGGCACAGAUUCAUCUGCUGCAGGGGAACUUCUCAUUGUGCUCCCAGUCUCUUGAGCUCUGUCUCAGCCACAACUUUGAGGUACGAGUUCAUAAGAUAAUAUAGUUUAAUUUGACCCAUAUUUGCAGCCUUUAUCUCCUACAUUUAAUUGCUUGUUAGCUUAGCCAUUUUAUGAAUGGUUUGAGUUGGGAAAAGCAGCCUUGAAAUCUCUGUAAAAAAAUAAGCUCGAUUCUGAAAGAUUUCAACAAGGGACACUCCAAUCACAUAAAUCAGAGAGAGGAGAACACUCUCUUCCUGUCAUGAACAAACUCAGACUACUUUUUCAGGGAGUCUUGUACAACUGUUAACUGUUGUUGUUUUGUUUUGUUUUGUUUUUUAGUUUUUUAGUUUUUAGUUUUUUACAAUUUUGCUGUUUUCAGAGCUUUGUUACAGCUAAGUAAAAACAGAAAACACAGAGAGAAAUAUACACAGGCACGUGGUGUGUGUCUCAUGGUAGUAUACACAAAUGCAUGAAUACAAUUAUUGACAAGAAACCUGCAGAGUAUGUAAAAUCAUUGAUGAUCAAUCUGCUCCUACCAGCUUUAAUGCUAAGGGUUACAACUUCUUGUCAAUUCCAGAUCCGAGAUCAUCCUUUGUACCACUUGAUCAAGGCUCAGGCUCAGAAGAAAACUGGUGAGCUGAAGGAAGCUAUUCAGACACUGCAGAUGGCCAUGAGUCUCCCAGGCAUCCGUAGAGCUGGAUCCUCAUACAAGUCCAAGAACAAGAAGAUCGAGCUGAGUCCUGCUGACUGUGUCUCAGUCUUCUUAGAGUUAGCCGAGGCGCUUUGGCUCAAUGGAGAACAGGUAGAGGAGGAUUCUUUGUGAUUUGUGUGAGGGAGUGUUUUUGAAGGUUUUUCAUCCUUGUCUUGGGUUUAAUAUUUCAGCAUGAGGCAGCAAAGGUGAUGCAGGAUGCCAUCAAUGAAUUCUCAGGGACCCCUGAGGAGCUACGUGUUACUAUUGCCAAUGCAGACCUGGCCUUACUGCGUGGAGACACUGAGCUGGCACUAAGUAUGCUCAGAAACAUUACCCCAGAACAGCCCUACUACAUCCAAGCCAAGGAGAAAAUGGGAGACAUAUAUCUGAACCACAGGAAAGAGAAACGCCUGUAUGCAAGCUGUUACAGGUGAGCAGUAAAUCUGGAUCCAAAUGAACAAAAAGGUGAUCUAAGGCUAAGAUAAGAGCCAAUAAUAAGACUGCUCCAUCUGAAACAUCAUGUUUUGUAAAUGUUUGACUGAACUGAAAUGGCUUGAACUUAAUUAAAUACAUGACUGGAGGAUAUGUUGUAAUUUCAUCCAGACAGGUCUGUAGUCGGAUUUAAAGGACCACAAACCAAAAGUAAAUCCAAUAAAAAUUUAACUAAAGCCAUUCAAGCUGUAAAAAGGAAAUGUGCUCCGUUGCCUCCAGUCUUCUGUUUCUCUCUGAUGCUGCUUGUAUCAACAGCUGAGAUGCAGUAAAGCAUAGCUGAACCUCAGACCAGCAGAAAUAUACUGUGCAUGCAUAAUGUGGACCUCAAUAUGUGAUGUGAUAUCUCUGUUUUCUCCAGAGAAAUGGUGGAGAAGCUGCCAAGCCCUCAUACAUACCUGUUACUAGGAGAUGCCUACAUUAACAUUCAAGAAGUAAGUAGGAGCUGUGAUUCAUCUGCGUGGAUGAUAUGAAUUUGAUAUGAGCUCUCAUGUAUUGUGUGUAAUCUAAUUCCACUUUUAAACAUGAAUCUAAAUGGUUCAAAUCAAAGAUGUGAUGAAAACUGCCAACAGCAGUGAGAUUUAAAAGUUAUGACUUGAUAUAUGGGUGGACUUUGUGUAGCCCCAGUUGCACUAAACUGCUUUAUACUUCCUCAUUACAGCUCUUCACAUUCAUCUUUACAAGCUUUACUUUUCCUUUUAACUUCUCUUUGUGCUGGGACUGUCAUGAAGUCCACCACAAAGGUUAUUUAGUCUUUGUAUUCCUGUAUGAUAAAACAGUCUAAUUGUGAUAAUGAUAGUUUUAAAUUCACUUUACUGCUCAGUAUAAAAAGACUGAAAGAGAAAGCCUUACACACUGAGAAGUUACAGAAUGAAACAUGAUUUACUAUUAGCUAACCAUUGUUUGGACACAGACUGUACCCACCUCUUUAUAAUGAGAGAGUGUAAGUAGCUCUCAAUGAGCGCAGGGGAAGAUGUCAGCAGCCUCACUUGCGUAAGCACUUUACCUCGUCUCUUGGCAGAGUCAAAGACGCAUUUAUCUCAGUCAUUUAGCCCAGGGUCAGAUUUCUAUGUUUCCUGGAAACCUGGGAACUUGUCGAUUAGUUUUUCUUGGCACGUUGAAUAGAUAGAGUAAAGGUUAAAUAUUUUUGGAGGGUAAAUGCGUUGAGAAUGAAGAGGCAAGACAACCUGCUCCAGUGCUAAAAAAGCUGGUAGUCUAGAAUAAAUCACUGCAUUGUGCAACACUACCUUUGAACAGAAGUUUAAAAUUUAAUAUAAGACAUCUUUUUAGAUCACUUGGAUUUAUUGUAGAGGUUGAGAGGCAAUGAUAGAUAGUUAAAACACUGUAAAACAAAAAUCAGCAAAAAUUUGAAAAAAAUAUUAAACAUUUGAAUGUAUUUAUGACCCAAAAUUAGAGAUAUGAUUGUAUGUAAGAUGUUAAUCAGCUGUCUUUUUUUGUUGCCUACAAUCAUACAUAAACUAGACAACAUGGUAAUACUACGUUACAUUGCUCACCUAAAGUUACUAAGUAAAAUAAUGGUAACACUUUACAUGACACCUAUCUCUAUAACGUAUAAUAAAUAUAUGCAUAAUACGUUAUAAUGGCAUUAUAGCACUUUAUAACUAUAGUUAUAAACACUCAUAAACGAUCAUAAUGCUUUAAAUUAAUAAUCAAAACACAUUAUAAAGCAUUUUAUCAUGACUUACAAGGUAAGGUAUGUGUUUUGAUUAUUGUUAUAAAGCCUUAUGAUAAUUAAUGAGUGUUUAUAAUGAUAGUUAUACAAGUUUAUCAGCAUAUUAUAACACAUCAUAUGUAUAAUGCAUUAUCUAUGUGGGCAUUGUCUGUGAGUUUUUAACAGUUAUUUCACAGUAUAAUACCCAACCUUGUAAGUCAUGAUAAAAUGCUUUAUAACGUGUUAUGAUUAUUGCUAUAAAGCAUUAUGAUCAUUUAUGAGUGUUUAUAACUAUAGUUAUACAGUGCUAUAAUGUGAUUAUAAUGCAUUAUACAUAUAUUUAUAAUCCGUUAUAGAGAUAGGUGUCAAAUAAAGUGUUACCAAAAUAAUUUACUGAAGUAAAGGAAACACAAACAACAUCACCUUCUCUAUUAAAUACAGCUAGAAAAAGUCUCAUCACAUAUUUGUUGAAUAAUGGAUGAUGCUGUCAUGGAACAAAACGUGCCUCACUUGAAUGAGCAGAGUUGGUUUUAGAUGAAAGAGGUAGCCUGCAGGAUUUAAUGGGAGGUGAGCAGAGCCUCAGAAGAUCAGGCAUGUUUGCACAUAGCUGGGUUGUGAUGAUGAUGAUUUGAUGAGGCUGAAAAAGGUCACAGUGAAAAACCUCACCUGGAUCUUUUUACAACUUUCAUAACUUUCAUUAGUUUUACUUGAAAUGUGCAUCAGUCACCAAGAAAAUUUAAAAUACCAUCAAAUCUCCAACACAUUACGACAGCACUUCUGUUUGUUUUGUCCCUCAGCCUGAGAAAGCUAUUGAGGUUUAUGAGCACGCCCUGAAGAAAAACCCCAAAGACGGAGCUUUAGCCAGCAAGAUUGGAAAAGCCCUGGUCAAGACUCACAACUACGCAAAGGUUUGUGUCAUACUAUCAUUAUAAGCUAAACACAACCCACUCACAGAAACUGUUGACACAAGGCUGCUGUCACACAGGCAAUGAAUUACUAUGAAGCUGCCCUGAAGACCGAGCAGCAGAAUUUCCUGCGUUACGACCUGGCUGAGCUGCUGAUGAAAAUGAAGCAAUACGAGCGCUGUGAGAGAGUCCUGCAGGAAGCUUUGGCUCAUGAACCAGGUAUGAUGUCGCAGAGUUACGACUCCUGACGUCAAACACCAAAUACACCAAGACACUCGAGUCAUCCUAAAUGUUUGUGCCCAGACAUGAUAUUGAGGAUGUGCAAACAACCUGAUUCAGAGAUGGAAAGGAACUUAAAAUAAAUAUUGUGUAAAACAAAUCAAAACAUCUCCCCCCUAUUUAUAAAAACAUCUGAUUUCUUAUUUGUUUAUGGUUCCCUUGUGCUUUGAACUGCAUCUUUUCUCAACAGUAAAUGAACUGCAGGCGCUCUCUGAUGAUUGCCGUUAUCUGGUCCUGCUGGCAAAGGUCCAAAAUAAGGUGGACAAAAAUGAGGACGCUUUACUUUCUCUACAAAAAGUAAGUUACACUCUGACUGAUGGAGGCUAUAACAAAAAUAUGCAUAUAUGAAUACUGCAGUUACAUUAAAUUGAAUGGCAUUUAUUUGUCUAUACCAAGCUGGGUGAAUAUGUGUUUGUAUUUUUGUGCAUAUGUGGUAAGUGAUCAGAGAGUGAAGCUGUACUGGCCACAAAAUGGGUCAUCUGCCCAUAUUUGAAGCAGGAUUUACCCACACUGUAUAAGACAUGGACAGCCUCAGUGAAUUGUGAGCAGACUCGCUCUUUAUCAGACUAAAAUAACGCCGCUCAGGACCAUCCUAAGUACAUAUGAUCCAGGGUUCCUACACAGUUGGAAUUUCCAUACUUUUCCAUACCCUACUUUUUAGAAUUAUUUUUGCAAAUACCUACUUUUCUAUUUCAGAAAACAGAUUUUUUUUUUGACUGUAGUAGUCUGGAAACCUAUUAUUUUUCCAUACUUUAUUUUUCAUUUACCAUACUUUUAAAGACCUGGAAAUUGAUCAAAGUACUUCCAUACUUUUCCAUACUUUCCAUACUUGCGUAGGAACCCUGGUGAUCGUAGUCACAUUAGUAAUUACAAGAUCAAAAUAAGAUCAGUCACAGAAAUAUGUUCUUAUAAAUGAAACAAAUAAAUAUGUGAGUGGGAAAUGGUGCAUCUUAGUUACACUUGGAUGUCAUACCUGGUGGUAAAGCAAUAUGCACACCCUCACAUUGCUAAUUAUAGAGAUAGUUAUUAAAAGAAGGUUUAACCUGAAUGUCAUCAGGCUGUGUGCCGUCACAAAGUGCAUUAUACUUGUCAAAGAGGCACCUCUCUGUGUCCUGUAUCUGAUUUAUUGCAUACAGUCAGAGACACCCAGAUGAAUAAGUGAACCUCGCCUCAUUUUUCUGUCGUCACUAAGAAAAACAAUAUCAAACCAAAAAAGCACAGAUUGUCCAUUUCCUUGUUUGUAGCCCUACAUGACAUUGUGUUAAAUAGUUCACAUUUGAAGAGAUUACUGAUGUCAUUCCUGGGAGCAUAACGUGAUCAGUGACAAAAAAAGGAGGUGCAGCUGUGAUUCAUCAACAGAAACUAGUCCUCUACGGGGCUCUUGAGGUCACCGUGGCUGUUUGCACUCCUGGGCUUGCUUUUCUGGUUUCUAUAUUGAGGAGGUUUUUCCAACGUAUGCCAGUCUACAGGGGUAUUUCAGAAUACAGCAUGUUUGACGUUUUUUAUUUAGGAAAACAACUUUAAGGGAAAUGCUUUCCCUGUGUGUGGGGGAUAAAUGCCACUAGCCUGGUACAUCAAAUUAUCUACAAUAUUGAAGCCCUACAGUGUGGUGCAUGCUGUUUUUUCUUUUUUUUUUUCCGUCACAUGUUUUUGUAAUCAAAUAUUUAACAAUGUUUUUCCCCAGAAAAACAUACUUUUCUUUAGUUUUUUGUUUGUACAGAUUCGUCAGGGAUGGAGCUUUUUCUUUUCUGUUGCUGUUUUCAAUCAAGCUUGUGUUUUUGCUUUGUAUAGGCCCGGGAUGUGCAGGCCAAGGUGCUGAAGCGGGUUCAGUUGGAGCAGCCCGACGCCAUCCCCGUGCAGAAGCAGCUUGCUGCCGAGAUCUGCGCCGAGAUAGCUAAACACUACACAAGUCAGAGGGGCUAUGAGAGAGCAGUCAAAUUCUACAAAGAAGCUCUUGUGUAUUGUGAGACUGAUCGCAAGGUCAGUGCAGCUGACUCAAAAACGUCCUGUGUGCUCACUGCAGCUGUGGAUAACAAGCACUGGCAUCUUUUGGAGUCUUGUGCUUAUGUUUUGUCACAUUUUCUGAUCUAAGUUGUUGAUAAAUUGUUUCAGGGUCAGAUUUUUCCAACAUAUAUUAUUGUAUGAGCGUUUGGUAAAAAGAUUUCAAAUGAGUGUUUCUCUGUUCUAGGUGAUGCUGGAGUUGGCCCGCUUGUACCUCACUCUAGAUGAGGCUGAUGCAUGCCAGGAGCAAUGCAGCGUUAUUCUGAAGAGUGAUCAGUAUAAUGAAGAUGCCACUCUGGUUUGUUCUGGCCUCUUUACAUAACUGACUUCAUUCUGACCUUUUUGAUAUGAAUGUUUCUUACAUGUGUUUGUUUUCAGAUGAUGGCUGACAUUAUGUUCAGAAAGCAGGACUAUGACCAGGCAGUUUUCCACUUUCAACAACUUUUGGAGCGCAAACCAGGUAUACAAGAGCCACAUUUUUCUCUGCCUUUGAAAAACUGAAAAAAAUCUAAGAAAUUAAAUAUUUACAGUAUCGUACACCUGUUGCUUUUAGACAAUUACCCAACACUGUCCCGUCUAAUCGACCUGUUGAGAAGAGCCGGAAAAUUGGAAGAAGUUCCCCGAUUUAUCGAAAUGGCGGAAAAACAUUCUCCCAGGACUAAGUUUGACCCAGGGUUCAACUACUGCAAAGGACUUUAUCUUUGGUAAGUUUUGAACAACUUCCUUUGAAUGUAGAGCCUCCUGUUAAAAAAGCAGUGACCAAAUGUGUGAUUUCUUUAAAGGUUCACAGGACAGCCCAAUGAAGCUCUGCGGCAUUUCAACAAAGCACGAAAAGACAACGAUUGGGGUCAAAAUGCUGUGUAUAAUAUGAUUGAAAUCUACCUGAACCCCGAUAAUGAAACCAUAGGAGGAGAAGUGUUUGAAACUUUGGAUGGGGAAAUAGGGUAAGUGGCAUGAGGAGCAUACAAGAACUGAAUCUGUGCUUCAGUAGAAAACUAAGUACAUUCCUUCUUUUGGAAAUAUUGACUGUGAGGCAGAGCACCUCCUCCCACUGUGGAACAAUGAAACAAGGAUUUAGUCUCAGUGGUGUCACCCAUUGGUUUCUGUAGAGGCAUAUUAUAAAUGCUGAGUCAUGAGUGAUCAGCCCACUCACUAUGUGACUUCAUGUAGAGCUCUCAUCUGUAAUACUGUCAAACCGGGUGAUUUAUUUAAAAAUCUACACACUUAAGAAGUAUGUACCUGUUUAGAAAUAAGCUGUUCGAGCCAAAACCAGCUUUUAUCCCAGGCUGUAAAUGUGGUAACAGGGUCCCUUGGCUUUUAAGGACCUGCAGUUUUUUUUUCCUUAUUUUUCAAGACUGAAAGAUUAGACUGGCUAAAACUUGCCUUUAAUUACCUGGUGGAACAACACCCAAGACAGUGCGGCCUGCAGCAUGACAGCUUCUUGAUUCAGUUUGAAGUGCACACUCAGACUCUAUUUGUCACCUUACUUUUUGUGGUUACUGAUAAGUUAGCUAAACAGGUGAACUUAGGACCACAGAUAUGUCAACCCAGCUGUCAAGCAGCUAACAACAACACCAGGAAAAUUAGUGAUUGAAAAUAAAUCAAUGUGAAUUAAACUGGCGCUCCAUGUUGUUUUGGUGUCCCUUCCAGGCAGCAUCCAUGUCAUUUUUUUUUUCUGAACGCUUAUGCUUAUCUGUCUGUUUCUUUAGCAACUCCACUGAGAAGCAGGAGUCGGAGCAGCUUGCUGUGAGAACAGCCGAGAAGCUGCUGAAAGAGUUAAAGCCUCAGACACCAAGUGGACAUAUACAGCUCCGCAUCCUGGAGAACUACUGCUAUCUGGCUACUAAGCAGAAGGUCAAUGUAGAGAAAGCCCUCGGGGUGUUCACAGAGAUAGCAAACAAUGAGGUAAGUAAACUCCAGAUGGUACGCAUUUAAGCUGCCUCACUCUGUCUUGUGUAUAUAUAACCCAUCCAGGAGCUGUGCAUUAUAUCAGCCUCACUGUAUAUGUCAGUCAGUCCCUUUGCUAAUAAACUGCAUGAUAGACUGUAUCUGUCUGAACUGAUACCUGCCCUGUUAAAAUUCUGUUUUGUAGGUAUCAUUUUAAAAAUCACUCUUUACUUUUAAACUUUUAGUGUGUUUUAGUGCAAAAAGUAAAGUGGGGUAGUAGGGUCUGUGUGUCAUAUCCAUCCUGUCUGACCAGGACUCUCUGGUUGACUACAGAAAGACCAUGUUCCAGCGCUCUUGGCCAUGGCGACAGCUUAUAUGAUGCUGAAACAAACCCCCCGAGCCAGGAACCAGCUCAAACGCAUAGCUAAGAUGAACUGGAGCAUUGUCGACGCAGAUGAGUUCGAGAAGAGCUGGCUGCUCUUGGCAGACAUCUACAUUCAUUCGGGGAAGUAUGACAUGGCCGGGGACCUCUUAAAGAGAUGUCUUAACCAUAACAAGGUCAGCCUGGAAGCUCCGUCACUGCUUGAAUAGUUUGUCGUUUAAACAGAGCAAUUCAAAGUCGAACAAAACCACUUUUCCUCUGUUUUAAUACUUGAUAGUGUAGGCGUCUUCUGUUCUGUUGAUGUCUUUGUGUUGUAAAUUUUCCCUUUUUGCAGUCAUGCUGUAAAGCUUAUGAAUAUCAGGGCUACAUAGUGGAAAAAGAGCAGGCUUUCCGUGAUGCAGCAUUCAACUAUGAAAUGGCUUGGAAAUAUGGAAACCGGACCAACCCAUCCAUUGGUAUGAUCGCGUCCACAUCUUCCUUUGAAACAGAAUUUUUUUUUUUUUUCAUUUUGACCACACUGCUAACAGCUGCAUCUUUUUUUCAGGAUACAAGCUUGCAUUCAACUACUUAAAAGCAAAGCGGCAUGUAGACGCUAUAGAUGUGUGUCACAAGGUGAGACACCUGUAGAUGUUGACAAUUUGAGAAGUCAGUGCUGUUGUUAUUCACUGAACUCAUAUUUGAUUUUCUUUCAUCCACAGGUUCUGGCUGCUCACCCAAAUUAUCCAAGAAUGAGAAAGGACAUACUGGACAAAGCCCGGGCUGCUCUGAGAUCUUAGUGCUGAAACUGAGAAGAGAAAGAGAGGGGGAAGGAGGCGAUGCAUUUCCAUUUUAAUGUAUUUAAGUAUAGUAGUAUCUGGGUGAUGGCAACCCUGAUAGAAAAGUGUGUGUGGGAAAUUCAUGUACACACCCUAAAGAUUACAGAUUUUGGGGCAUAGAAGGGAGGAGACACUUAAGAUAAUCAUGUGUGUGAAAAGUAUUUUUGUAAUUCAACAAAAUACACCCUGAAAUGAUCUGUCACUGUUCUUUUAUAUGUUUUUGUAUAGUUUUAUGUUAUGAUGAACAAAUAUAGGAUCUGGAUGUGUUAUAAAUAUCAGCCACCAAAAGCCGAUUUUAAAAAAAUAAAAAUAUUUAAGCUCA
Molecule: messenger RNA, 13145 nt
Organism: Xyrichtys novacula (pearly razorfish)
Lineage: Eukaryota; Metazoa; Chordata; Actinopteri; Labriformes; Labridae
Source: the annotation of a GenBank genome assembly